Messenger RNA from Lizanozyma spartinae, 1119 nucleotides. RefSeq lists its product as uncharacterized. The transcript has a single exon. NCBI's taxonomy places the organism in Eukaryota, Fungi, Ascomycota, Pichiomycetes, Serinales, Debaryomycetaceae. The record is from RefSeq and is a predicted model, not a curated record. Bases 1 to 1119 code for a protein of 372 amino acids.
AUGGAUAAGGAAAACCAACUGCCUUUAGAAUCGUUGACCAUGAGAGAAGUCACCAGUCCACGGAAACUGUUCCCGAUUUUAGCUCCGGUGAAUACCAAUGAUCCUGCCAAAUUGAAUGGGAAAUGGCUCUCUGUCAAAGAACGGAAGGAAAGAAUAAUCUCUGAAACCACAGGCUUAGUGAAAUUGUCAUUAGCUAACGGAGAAAGACAAUCUCUGGUGGUUGUUCGGAAGAAGGGCCCCCCCAAUAAGAAUCCAGAGACUCCAAAGAGAAAUACACAGAGUGGUAGAGUUACUUCAAGUGAAAGUGAUGAUAGUGAUGUAUUUUCAGAUACAAAGAAUAAUAAUAAUAAUAAUGCAAAUAUGGGACUUCCAAUGUACCUCCCCAUCCGACAACCAUCUGCUUCCAGCACGUUAAGCAGCAGCAGCACUGACUAUGAAAGCUACGCUGUGGAAACUGAGUCACAAUUAUUCAACAAAUAUUGUCAGAAACAUAAGCAGUUGAUUGAGAUGGAAAAGAGCGUGGAGUUAUUGAAGUUCGAAUUGCUUGAAAUAUCCCACAGAUUAGAAGAAGCAAAGGGUAACACCAGUGACUAUAAACGCUUACCGUUCAAACAACAGUCAUCAUCAACGGCUGUAUUAGAUCCCGCUACAGUGGUUAGGUCCAUCACAAAGAAAGCAUCAAGUAUGUUCAGUCCAGAUACAGAAAAUAAGGUUUCAACAUUAACCAAAAAGGCCUCGUCGAUAUUCCAAUCACAACCUCCUGAUUCAUCACCACUCAAGAACAAGAGAUCUGUGGUGGAACUUUUCAGCAAACUUCAAGACCAAUUCAAUACCAAUAUCUCAGAGAUGAAGCAAAGGAAUGACGAAUUGACAAACAAUGCUUCCAAGUUCAUGAACGGCUUAAUCAACAAUUUAUCGCCAAAGAAGCAAGAUACACCACCAAUGAAUCACGAUGCGUCCCUCAUUUUGGACGACGAUACCAUCUUUAACAAUAGUAGUGCAAUUUUCAGUGAGGAUAGUCCUGAUAAUUCCCAUAUAAUUCAUGAAGUUGAUGAAGAAGAAGAGGAAGUGAAUUUCGUUGAUAUCGACGACUACGAACUGGAACUCGACGACUAUUGA